Styela clava is the source of this 918-nucleotide messenger RNA. Its product is annotated as putative pterin-4-alpha-carbinolamine dehydratase. Gene Ontology annotation, biological process: tetrahydrobiopterin biosynthetic process. Lineage: Eukaryota; Metazoa; Chordata; Ascidiacea; Stolidobranchia; Styelidae. Gene Ontology annotation, molecular function: 4-alpha-hydroxytetrahydrobiopterin dehydratase activity. The record is from RefSeq and is a predicted model, not a curated record.
AGGGAAGGAUUUAUCAAAAAAGGUUGGGGUUCGCGUGCAGGCUUAUGCUAUGCCGUUAUGAGUGAUAACGGUUUGUUUAGUUUACGCUUCACGUUUUGCGAGUAGCCUAGUUCCUGUAGUUGUUGGCUCAUGGCGUCAGGACUGUCUGUAUUGAUACGAAUAAGUAGAUACUGUACAUUUUCAACGCCGCGAUUCCUUUCGACGUUGAUCAACAGGACCGAGUCGAAGCGGUGGUUUGCUGUGAAAAGAAUAAAAAUGAAACUUAAUGAAGAAGAAAGAAAUACACAACUUGGUCCAUUGUUGAAUUCUGGAUGGGCAAUGGAUUCAAGUGGGAGAGAUGCUAUCAAGAAAGAAUAUUUAUUUAAAAACUUUAACGAAGCAUUUGGAUUUAUGACGAGAGUUGCUCUGAAAGCAGAAAAAAUGGAUCACCAUCCUGAAUGGUUCAAUGUCUAUAACAAAGUGCAAAUAACAUUGAGUACUCAUGAUGUUGGAGGACUUUCUGCAAAGGAUGUAAAACUUGCAACAUUUAUUGAAGAGGCUGCAUCAUCGUUUACAAAAUAAUACUGUAUUUUGAUAUCUAUCUGGGCCAAAAAGUAUGGGUGAUAGGUGAAAAGUGAUACUUUGUUUAGAGAUGUUUUUCUCUUUUUUUUGCAAGCAAUCAGGUCUGAAUAAGUAUGCUAAAGUACGCCAAAGCUUCUCAUGCACCAGAAUAGCACAGGCCUAAAUUUGUUCGUUUGAUACUGCUAUUACUAAACUCUUUCGAAUGGAUAAUUCAAGCUUUUUUUGUAAUUGAAUGGGGAGAAAUUUUAAUUGUUGGUUGCGUGGUUGUAGUUAUCUUUAGCAUCGUUUUACAACAGCAAUUCAAAAAUAUAACUUCCAGUUUUGGUUGUGAAUUGUGCAAUAAACUCUUACUGGUUA